Beauveria bassiana ARSEF 2860 is the source of this 1830-nucleotide messenger RNA. RefSeq lists its product as uncharacterized. Bases 1 to 1830 code for a protein of 609 amino acids. Gene Ontology annotation, molecular function: toxin activity. NCBI's taxonomy places the organism in Eukaryota, Fungi, Ascomycota, Sordariomycetes, Hypocreales, Cordycipitaceae. The transcript has 3 exons. The record is from RefSeq and is a predicted model, not a curated record.
AUGUUGCGCAUUCGCUGGCCCUGUUUGGCCUUGUGCGCUGCCACUUUCUGGCUCGCCUGCCUUCACGUUGCCGGAGUCGAUGCCAAGCCGAUUCUAGAAGGUCGUCAUCACCCGCGAAAACCAAAAUUCGUUUUCCGCGUAGAUAGAAGAUCCCCCGACGAAAUCAGAGCCGCAAGGGGAUUUCUAGGCAGGGCCACGGAAAAUACAAACCUGCAACGGGACAGCGCGUACAGCAUCUAUGUGCACAACGACUUUGACUGGCGCAGUGACCCAACCGUCUACGUGUCCACCACGGCCGAGUUUGGCGUGGCGGCGCGAUUUGCUCAGCCAGGCGAUUACAUUUACCUCGUCCGCGCAAGGUCAAACAUGGUGAGCGUAAACAUUGCCUUGGGGAGGAGGAGUCGCUAUCCUUGGCAGGACGAGUGGGUGGCCAUGCAGACGCGCGCCCUUGACAUCUCCAAGACAGAGGCCGGCAAGCAGCUGUGCGCCGCCUCGGACCAGCCCUGCAGGGACAAGUCGUCGAGUCUUGUCCAGACGCGCUUCCCGCAGCGUGAUCCUGGCAAGGUCGAGCGGACGGCGCACGACCUCGAGGCCAUAUGUGAGCGAUCCUUGGGCGGGCCGCCUGCCGAGAGACACGGAGGACCAGACUCGGUUGCCGGGCCCAGCGGUCUUUGCAGGAGCCAGGCUGCCGAGGCGCUGGAGCCCGUUCGGGCCAAGUCCCGAGGUCAGAAGCGCCCGACGCAGGAAGUCGUGUCCGAUGUUCAAGGGAGCCGUUUGCGCCGCCUCGCCGCCGUCCAAGAAGGCCAAAGUGUCUUCAAUGACGUCGGAGGUGUCGAUAUCGGUAACUACUUAAGUAACCCUGACGAGAUUGACGAGGACUUGUGCUUUGAACCUGGCACCUUUGAGUACCUUUCGUCCUUUCCGUGGGACCAGGCAUUGCCAACAGGCAUGCAUAAAAACCCCCUUGACUCUUCGAAAUUUCCCGUUAUGAUAGGGGGCUCUCUUUCCAGCUACAUCCAAGGUCGUCUGGUGCUAAUAUCAAGUGUUGCAGCAAGGUCAACGCCGCAGCAGGGCCAGAAUUCGUGGCUCCAGUGCGCUCAACAAGUGCAGCAGCGGUUCAGAGUUGCCGAGCAACAGCUGCGGGAGUAUAUAGAUGCCGGUAUUGAAUCGCUGCAGCGAGACCACCGUGACGUGUAUCAUCUUUUCGUACAGAGCUUUCCUGGUAUCCUCCAACUUCUUGAGGACAUGGCCCGUCUGGGCCUUCGCUUUUCCAGCUGCCUGUCAGACAAGCCGGCCAGCGGCCGACGACUGAAGGCUCGAGAAGAUCAAGACGUCUGCGAGAAGGUACUGGCUGCCAUAGGCCAGUCGGCCCCCAGUGAUUCACAACCUGAUAAGACGCCGUCAACAACCCCAGGUUCUCAACCAGGUCAAGACGACUCGCAAGAUUCAAAGGGCAACUAUGGUCCCUCGGGGGCGGACACGAAGCUUUGGCUUGCCAUUGGCAUCCCGGCCAGUGCCUUCGCCGCUGGUGGCCUGAGCGUCUUUGCCGCGUCGGCGGAGGGAACAGCGCUACUUGCCUCUGCCGCUGCCGAGCUCGGGAUCAGCACUAAAGUCGGAUCUGCUUCUGAGGUUGUGACCUCUGUUCUAGGCCGGACCACAAGUUCGCUUACCCAGGUGACUCGCCAAGCCGUGCAGAGGGUCGUUGGACGUGUAUCCCGUCUAGGGCACCGAGUGACGAACCCGCUCCUGAGGCAGAUUACCAGCCGCGCCUUGCGGUCAGCAACGGAACGGGCUAGCGAGCACAUUCCAUUACUGUCCUUCUCUGGCUGA